Messenger RNA from Portunus trituberculatus (swimming crab), 2439 nucleotides. RefSeq lists its product as uncharacterized. NCBI's taxonomy places the organism in Eukaryota, Metazoa, Arthropoda, Malacostraca, Decapoda, Portunidae. The record is from RefSeq and is a predicted model, not a curated record. The transcript is spliced from 5 exons. Bases 965 to 1372 code for a protein of 135 amino acids.
CGGGUGACGUGUGGCUGUGUGGCGUGGUGUCUUUGGUGCAGUGCUGAUAGUGAUCUUUGGUGUGUGGUUGAUGCCUUUGUGCAGUGCUGAUAGUGAUCUGUGGUGUGUGGUUGACGCCAUGGUGUAGUGCUGAUGGUGAUCUGUGGUAUGUGGCGUGGUUUCUUGGGUGCAGUGCUGAUGGUGAUCUGUGGUGUGUGGCGUGGUUUCUUGGGUGCAGUGCUGAUGGUGAUCUGUAGCUGUGUGGUGUUUAAUUGGUGCAGUGCUGAUAGUGCUCUGUGGUGUGUGGUUGACGCCUUGGUGCAGGGCUGAUGGCGAUCUGUGAUGUGUGGCGUGGUUUCCUUGCAUGGUGCUGUGCUGCUGAUGAUCUGUGGCUGUGCAAUGUGAUGCUUAUGGUGACCUGUGGCUGAGGGGUGCGGUGUACUGUGGUGGUUUAACGCCUUGGUGCAGUAGUGACGGUGACUGCUGAGAAGACUGCGUGUAGUGUAAGUGCUUGGAUGGCAGAGUGGCAAUCUGUAUAGGCUGUGAUAGGCCGCGGUAGGCAGUGAUAAGUGGGCGAACGUGUGAUGUGAAGCAGUGAACGUAACCCAGCACUUGUUUCACCUGCCUCACCUGCCUCGUGGACUGAGAGGUGAAGGUUCAGGUGACAUGGGAGCCAGCCACGACAUGGGAAGUGGCAGAGAGGACAGUAAGAGGAGCGAAGCAAUGGGGUUCGCGGAGUACCUCAGGAUGAUCUACUAGGCCCGCUUCUUGGGCUUCAGUAGAGGGCGUGGCUAGACAAGAAGUGGGCGUGGCUGGGAAGCGUGGGAGGAGCGUCACGAAGAAGAAGAAGAAGAAGGAGGAGGAGGCUUGGCUGGAGGUAUAAAUAGGCUUGUUGUGAAGAAGAAUCCACUGAGAAGCACAGGUUGCAUUUACCAUCACACCUCCUCCACCUCCUCCUCCACCUCCUCCACCGCCACUCAGACAGAUGCAGUGUCACGCAGUCAACAGGAGUACCAAGGUGCUGGUGGUGGUUCUGGUCACACUGGCGUCCUGCAUCUCCCUCGCCCCGGCUCAGAUUCAUUGGAACCGCGGAUGGGGAGCAGGAGGAUCUAUGGGCAAACGAUCUCCGUCCUCUCCUUCUUCCUCCUCGUCCUCCUCCAGCGUCGCCGGCGGGAGACUCGAGGUGGUGGGAGAGGAGACGGGCUUCUUGGACUGCUCCGGGGACCUCACUCAUGCCUAUAACCUCCUCCUGAAGGUCAUUGAGACCGAGGCCUCAAGGCUGGCAGCCUGUGAGCUCCGAAGUGAAGGUGCCGCCUCUCCAGUGACCGGGGAGCGAGAGGGUCACCUUCCACACACCCUCCCAUGGUGGAAGUCUUCCUCCACGGACCAGUAACUCCUCCACCUCCAGCCACCCUUCAAUCCUUGUAUCCACCAAUGGCGGCGCAAUUAUCACCCCUCCCUCCCUUCACUAUCCCGUUACUCUCCUAAUGAGGUGCUCUUGUCUUCACCACCACCACCACCACCACCCGUCAAGAUAGUGUACUAGUGUAAUUCUUGACAUUUUUCUCCCUACCUCUCCUCCCCUCCCCGGCGGUGGUGAUGGUGGCGGCGGUGCUCGGGGCAAGCUUCAGGUGUGGUGGUUGUGGUGGCUGGGCGUUGUUGAGGUGGCGGCGCGGCGGUGGCGAGGUGCGUUGUGUAAGUAGGGAUGGUGGCCGUGUGGCAGGGAAGGUGUUGCUUUGAAGGCUGUGGUUACUGCGCGGGUGUUUAGGAGUGUGAAGAUUAAUUAUUACCAUUAGUAUGUACAAUUAUUGCUGUUAUUGUUAUUUUUCCGCUUAUCACCAUCGAGUUCCUGAAGAUUUGUACCAACUAGUGUUAAUCAGAUAGCACGGAAGGUUAUGAGCGAGGAAGUAUGACGGAAUUAAAUGUAAGACUUCAGUGAGGUGUUGAGUAAAAUAGUGGUAAUUAGAAUGAAGGUGUUAAGGAAAUGUCAAGAUGUGAGAAUUUGUCCAGAAUAUGAAAGUGUUUAUGAUUCGAUUGUGAUGUAGGUAACAAAGGGAUUAGCCCCAGUUAAGCAGAUUAACUUGCCUCACCUUUCUUGACUUACCUGUAAAGUGUAAUGCUAUCAAGUGGGAUUAACCUCAUCUGUAGUCAAAGUUGAACCGUUGCAGUGUGGCCUGUUCUUAGCGUCGGUGUGUGAGCGACCUACUGGGGAACGUUAGCGAAUUGUCAUGUGUUGCUUCAUUGAUAUUCUGAUUAUCGGGGCCAAAAAACCGGACUGGAAUUGGUUUAUGAUGCAAAAGAUGGCAGUUGAACCACCACCACCACCACCUUAACCGUUUACACGUUCUGGAUAUUCACCUCCACUUGUUCUAAUUUUCCUUCUCUUUUUUCUUCUUAUUAACUGCAAAAACAAGCCAACUGUAGUACCACCACCACCACCACCACCACCACCACCACCAA